Molecule: messenger RNA, 2735 nt
Organism: Mercenaria mercenaria
Lineage: Eukaryota; Metazoa; Mollusca; Bivalvia; Venerida; Veneridae
Product: small heat shock protein p36-like
Exons: 2
Coding region: 312-1283 (323 amino acids)
Biological process (GO): protein refolding; response to heat
Molecular function (GO): protein folding chaperone
Source: RefSeq, a predicted model, not a curated record
UAAGAAACCAAACAAGAUACAACCAGUGUGUAUAGACGUGUCAGGUAGUCUUGAAGGUAACACUAAACAGACUACAACUAUUCUGCGGAAUAUCCGUAAAAUAUUUUGACAUUUUCUGAAAUUUAUGAUGAAAUAUUUAUGAGAAAAUAUUUUCAAAAUAAUCUGGAGUACUGUACCUUAUUUACAAAGAGCUUAAAUAGAAAAUGGACACGUGAUUGUAUGACUGAAUCUGAAAACUCCAUACAAAGUUAAAAAUAUUCUAAUCAGGAAUAAACAGAACAGGCCCCAUAUUCCAACAGAGAUAACAUACCAUGGCAAGGUUUCGCUCAGAACUAAGUGUUCCUAUUAAACGAGACGAGAUGGACUUCCAAGAUAGACAGAUGAAAGUAUGGGAAGAUAUGGAAACGAAGAUGGAGAAAAGGAAAAGAGAAUGGAGUGAUGACUUUGAUCGCAUGAGGGAUGAAUUUUUCACACUUAAACCAGGACUUGCCGAUAGACGCGCUAGUACUAUUGGACUUGAUAAAAUUGGAGCGCUUCGAACGGUAUAUGAAACAGAGGCUGAUGGGCAGCAACGGUUUAAAGUUAGGUUUGAUGUCAGCGAAUUUAAGCCUGAAGAAAUUCAGGUGAAAGUCCAAGAUAAUAAAGUUAUUGUUUACGCCAAACAUGAAGAAAGAAAUAACGCACAGACUGUAAGUAGAGAAUAUAGCCGGCAAGUUGAUAUACCACCAAAUGUUGACCAAGAAAAGCUGCAAUGUGUUUUGAGUAGAGAUGGCAUCCUUACGGUUGACGGUCCUGUGUUCAGUAAUCAGCUUGUUGCCCAGCACCAGGUUUUGCCAAUCCAGCAGGCCGUUCAGCCAGACAGGACGUUACAGCUUGCAACACCAGUCAAAAAUCCUAUCAUUACAGAGCCUGACGGCACGAGGAAACUACGACUAACAGUCGACGCCGGCGAGUUCCGCCCAGAAGAAGUUGUAGUAAAAACAAUGGAAAAGAAACUGGUUGUGCACGCAGAACACGUGGAGAAAACUGCCGGCAAAACACUUCACAAAGAGUUUAAUAAAGAAUACGAGCUACCCGACAGCGUGGAUCAAAGUGCCAUUACUGCUUAUAUUGGAGACGAGGGCAAGUUAAUCAUCGAGGCGCCAAUUAAAAAUCAAGUUAGGAAGUAUUCCGUUACUCAGAGCCAAGAUGUAAGAAAAGUCGUUGUAACGAAAGAGUCAACUGUUACUAUAAAUGAUUCACAAAAUCGCCCAGUGGUCACCAUAAACGUGCAUCCAAGAUAGAUAUCUCAUUCUAAGUAAAUUUACAGCAUUAAUACGGGAAUAAAGACAUACUUAAUAAUUUGUAUAAUCAAGAAAAACAUUGGACAUCACUUAAAAUAUUAUUUAAAAAAAGCUAAUGAAAGGAGGAAAAAAGAUAAUGAUUGAAUUAUCAUAAGUGUAAGGAGUUAAACGUUAAAGGGAGAGAAAUACUGACGGAUCCUAGACAGAAACGAGAGAGCUGUGGUUCAUUUAAAUGCUUUGUAGAUUGAGACAAAUUUAGGAUAAGGAGUAUAGGUAUUAGACUUUGUAUAAAGUAGAAUAUUUCUUAAUUAUUUAUCAAGUAAAAUGGCGUAUACAUGUAUGUCAUAUCUACACGUCUGUGUUCCAAGAAAAAAACAUGUGUGCUUUAAAUGGAAUAAUGUAAAUAUGUGCGCGCUUAUAUUCUGUUAGAUAUGUGUUGGUAUAUCAAUAAUUUUGAAAGGAUAACUUAAGUGGAAAAUGAAUAGAAGUUAGGCAGUUAAUUGUUUUUAAAGAUGAAAGAAAUGUUCAAAUAAAACAGUUACAAAAAUUAAUACUCAAUUGUCUACAGACGAACGGAAUGAGGGUCUGAACGAAAUGGCACUGGAAGCUGGACAAUUAAAGUUUAUUUGAAAAUAUACACUUGUGUUUGACUAAGUGAAAUUGAUCCGUUUAAUUUGACAGCAGUAUUCUUAUCAAAAGAAUUUAAUGAUUAUAAAAUAUGUUUGAUAUCACAUGGAUUACUGUGUUCAACGUGUCACAACCGUUUCCAAGGCAGCGGACAUGAUGCUGUUGUCUAAAUGAUGCUUCACAGAGGUUGUUACUGAGUGAUAUUUCAAUUUAACUUGUUAAGAAGUUUUGUCUGUACAUAUAUUAUGGAAUAUACUAGUUCUCGAUGUAGUUAUCUAGGAUAGUAACAAUGUCAAAGGGAGCUAACUAUACCAGAAUGGAUACAUAAUAUCUACUGGAGUUGUUUAUCAUGAUUCUUUAAAUGAAGGUACUUGACUGGUUGCGUUGUUCUUAACAACAUUUCGUACGUAAUUAAACACAUAUUUUUUAGUAUUUCAUAUGAAACAAAAGUUUUCAGUUGCUCGUGUUUUGUAAAACAUGUUUUUGCCACACAGUGCUUGCUUCUCAACAAUCAAAAGUGCAAGAAUGUGCAUGAUAUUUCCACACCGAAUUGCAAUAAAUAUAUACCUGAAAUGUAGGCGGGGUCAUGUAAGAAUUGUAGAAAUUACCUUCUUCAUGUUUCAUUUUCAUACAUAUAAAGUCACAAGGUAGUUAACAAUCAUUUUGAAAAAAAAAUUCACGUUUAUCAUCUCAUUGCUGUUGUUCGUGCCAAAUGUUUCACACGUGCCAAAUUGUUAUUGUUACAACCGAUAUGCUAUUGUCUACAGAAGUAAAUCUAGAAUUUUAUUGUCUGCAUACAAAUAAAUUGCUGCAAGUUAUCUAUUA